AUGGCAGACCCGCAGGACAAUCGUGCAGGCGAGGAGGAAGAGGAGGAGGAGGAUAACUACAAAACCAUCAAAGAUGCAGUCCUCUUCGCUAUCGACGUCAGCCCUUCGAUGCUCCAGAAACCGCCAAAAUCAGAUGACAAGAAGGCCGAACGCGAUUCGCCAACUUCUGCUGCCCUCAAAUGCGCCUAUCAGCUGAUGCAACAGCGUAUCAUCUCAAAUCCGAACGAUAUGAUGGGCAUAUUGCUGUUUGGCACAGAGAAGACGGAUGUGGGUGACGGUGACAACGCAUUUGAGCACUGUUACCUGCUUGCGGAUCUAGAUGUACCAUCAGCACAAGACGUCAAACGAUUGCGAGAUAUGGUAGACAAUGAAGAGGAAGCAGAGGAGAUACUGAAGCCGGCAAAGGGUGGGGCUUCAAUAUCUAAUGUGCUCUUCUGCGCAAAUCAAAUUUUCACCACCAAAGCUCCCAAUUUCUCCUCGAGACGACUGUUCUUGGUUACGGACAAUGACUACCCGGUCAAGAUCAAGGCGGACAAAGACACAGCAGUCACCCGAGCGCGAGACCUUUACGAUUUGGGUUGCACGAUCGACUUGUUCCCUAUAUCGCAGCCAGACCAUAGCUUUGAUCGAUCUCGCUUUUACGAUGACCUCGUCUAUCCAACCUCGCCCUCCGACCCUGAUGCGCCAGUCGCAAUAUCUUCUACAAGCAAAGUUGCAAAAAGCGGCGAGGGCAUUUCCCUUCUCAAGCAGCUUAUUUCUUCUAUCAACUCGAAAGCCACGCCCCGUCGCGCUCUUUUCUCACUACCACUAGAGCUUGGCCCAGACUUUCGAAUUAGCGUAAAAGGGUACAUUCUCAUUAAGCGCCAGGAACACAUUAAGUCAUGUUACGUCUGGGUUGGUGGGGAGAAACCGCAGAUUGCUACUUCCUCGACAACACAAAUCUCCGAUGACAUAUCAAGGAACAUCGAGAAGACCGAGUUACGAAAGGCGUACAAGUUUGGCGGCGAUGCGAUAACCUUCACACCAGAGGAGAUUACUCAAAUACGGCAAUGCUUUGGAGAGCCCAUCAUCCGAAUCAUUGGCUUCAAGCCUCUGUCUAGCGUGCCAAUUUGGGCAAACACCAACAAGUCUACCUUCAUCUACCCUUCGGAAGCGGACUACAUCGGCUCAACACGCGUCUUCUCUGCCCUACAGCAGAAGUUGAUUAAGUCUAAGAAAAUGGGCUUGGUCUGGUUCAUCCCACGGCGGAACGCAGCACCAACACUCGCAGCCCUGAUACCCGGUGUAGAAAAAAUCAACGAAGACGGCGAACAAACAAUGCCACCAGGACUCUGGCUCGUCCCCCUCCCCUUCGCAGAUGAUAUCCGCCAGUUUCCUACACCCCCCGAGCAGCCCCUCAAAACCACCGACGCCCUAACUGACAAAAUGCGCCUCAUCAUCGAGCAACUCCAACUUCCAAAAGGCAUCUACGAUCCAUCAAGAUAUCCCAACCCAGACCUACAAUGGUUCUACCGCAUCCUGCAAGCCCUCGCACUCGAAGAAGAACUCCCUGACCACCCAGACGACAAGACAAUACCGCGCUACAAGCAAAUCGACAAGCGCUGUGGCGAGUACAUUGAAGAAUACGGCAAAGAGUUCCAGGAAGCAUACGCGCAGCAACAUUCAGAAGCUCUCGCCCACCGCGGUAAACCAGUGGCGAAGAAACGGCCCGCAGGCGGUGCGGAUGCAGAUGGGAAGCCAGCGGCUAAGAAGGUCAAGAAAGACCCCAAGGUCAAGGCGGAAGAUGGGGAUGAUGAGGAUGGGAUGACGGACGAGCAAAUGGCUGAGCUGAAUAACAGCGGGCAGAUUAGCAAGCAGACUGUUGCUGUGCUUAAGCAGUGGCUUGUUUCUAGGAAUCAGAGUACUGCGGGAAAGAAGGCGGAUCUGCUGGAGAGGGUGCAGGAUUAUCUUGACAGAAAGGGUCUUUGA
This is a messenger RNA of Pyrenophora tritici-repentis Pt-1C-BFP, 1968 nucleotides long. RefSeq names its product Ku domain containing protein Pku70. Gene Ontology annotation, molecular function: telomeric repeat DNA binding; DNA helicase activity; double-stranded DNA binding. Gene Ontology annotation, biological process: telomere maintenance; double-strand break repair via nonhomologous end joining. The record is from RefSeq and is a predicted model, not a curated record. Lineage: Eukaryota; Fungi; Ascomycota; Dothideomycetes; Pleosporales; Pleosporaceae. Gene Ontology annotation, cellular component: nucleus; Ku70:Ku80 complex.